Messenger RNA from Drosophila arizonae, 443 nucleotides. RefSeq names its product Cytochrome c oxidase subunit 6C-like (gene COX6CL). NCBI's taxonomy places the organism in Eukaryota, Metazoa, Arthropoda, Insecta, Diptera, Drosophilidae. The record is from RefSeq and is a predicted model, not a curated record.
UUCUCAUAUAUAUCUGUGGACGUUAUAGACACUUUAAAAACUCUAACAAAAUGUCAAAACCAAAAAUGGCUUGUAAGCCGCCGCCACCAUCCCCAGAGGAGAUGAAAAAGAUCAAGUUUCCCAUGCACAAUACACAUUUGCGGAAAACGUUGGGCAUUUUGAGGACAGCUUGCUAUUGGUCUAUAGUGGCCCCACUUCUGUUUUACGUGUUUCAUAAUGCGCCGCGUAAGAUGAAAUAUCAAAAUUUUUAUACACACUACGAUCCGUUGGAUGCAUUUGAUCGUAUGAAAAGCGGCGGCUAUUUAAAAUCGUGCCCAGCCAAGGAGGAAAAGAAAGAGAAGGACAAGGAUAAGAAAAAGAAGUGAAUGGAAUACAGUACAAAAGAAUGGAAUCAAUUCAUAAAUAGAACAAGAGUCGUCGAACAAACACAAUAAUAAUGGAAA